AUACUUUUAUGCAAAAGACUAAGAGAGUAUAUCAGAACACACGAACACAACAUAAUCUAGAUCGAUUAAAUACAGAAUUGAAUGAAGUGGCUAAUAUUAUGACCAAAAAUUUGGAGAAUGUCUUGUGGCGUGGAGAAGGGUUAGAAAAAAUGAGCUCGCUUUCAGAUCAACUUCGAUAUGAAUCUCAAAAAUACAAGAAAUCUGCACGUGAUCUUAAUUUACAAUUACUUUUACGUAAAUAUGGACCAUUAGUAUUCAUUUUUAUUAUAAUUUUAUUGGUAUUAUAUUGGCGAUUAUGGUGGUAUUAA
Messenger RNA from Funneliformis mosseae, 308 nucleotides. The record is from the annotation of a GenBank genome assembly. Lineage: Eukaryota; Fungi; Glomeromycota; Glomeromycetes; Glomerales; Glomeraceae.